Messenger RNA from Drosophila arizonae, 2645 nucleotides. RefSeq names its product Programmed cell death 4 (gene Pdcd4). Gene Ontology annotation, cellular component: nucleus; cytosol. Lineage: Eukaryota; Metazoa; Arthropoda; Insecta; Diptera; Drosophilidae. Gene Ontology annotation, biological process: negative regulation of DNA-templated transcription. The record is from RefSeq and is a predicted model, not a curated record.
ACUGUGUUUCUUGCUCUAACUGUUGUUGUGCAUUCCAAGAAGAAACAGCAGCGAGAAAAAUCCCGAGAGAGAGGGAAAGGCAAAGGAGAGAGAGAGUGUGAGUGUAUUCAAAGCAGGAUCAAAGCGGAUAGUAUAUAAAGAAAGUGAGAGAUCGGAAAACAGCAGAAUGGAACUGGAGUCGAACACCAACCAGAAAGCUAACGGCGACGUUGCCAGCAAUGGCGGCUCCGACUCAAAGGAGAGCUCCGUGGAGCGGGAACUGAAUGGCGAGAUUGAGGCGGUAGAGCUGAACGGCGGGCCCUCGAAUGGGCACAAUCACAUCAAGAAGCCCUUGCCCGUGGGUGACGGCCAUGAUGGCCGCAUCAAGCGAAAGGCCAAGCGCCUCAUCCAAAGACAGAACAGCGGUAGUGGUAGUGGCAGCGGUACAUCUGCCACAUCCCUAACCAAUGGCGUCGCUACUGCUGGAGGCGGGGUUCUUCCGAGCAUCGCCAGUACCACGGUGUCGUCGCUGGCCAACGGCAUCUUGCCAUCCGGCACAGGCUAUGUGGUGCCGCAUCGGCGCUGGAAGAAUAGCCGAAGAUCCCGUAAUUUGACACGUGGGCGGGGCCUGCCCAAGAAAGGCGGCGCCGGCGGCAAAGGGGUCUGGGGAUUGCCCGGAUCGGAGGCGCUGGCCGAGGUGUACGAAGAUGAGAAUGAUCCCAACUAUGACAGCGAGGUCAACGAUCGGAAUGUGGAGCUACGCGAGGUCAUCACCGAAAUCACGCCCGAAGAAUUCUUCAAGCUCGCCGAGCCGAUCGUGCUCGAGUACUACGAGCAUGGGGACACCCACGAGGUGGCUGUCAGCUUUGACGAGAUCUUGCAGAGCCCACUGCGAGAAUACAUCACCAGCAUCCUGGUCGAGAUUGCGAUGGACCACAAGGACUCGCAGCGGGAGAUGACCUCGGUGUUAAUCUCAGAUCUCUAUGGCCGCGUCAUCACCGGCAAGGACAUCGAGAAGGGCUUCAACAUGGUGCUAGCCAAUCUGCCCGAUCUCAUACUGGACACACCCGAGGCACCAGUCAUGCUGGGCAACUUCAUGGCCAGAGCCAUAGCCGACGACUGCAUGCCGCCGAAGUUCGUCAGUCGACCUGAGGAGCACCAGCAGAUGAACGAGUACGCCGAGCAGGCGCUGCGCCGGGCCGAUGCGUUGCUCCACAAGCAGGUGUGGGCCCAUCUGGACAACGUCUGGGGCAUGGGCGGACCCCUGCGGCCAGUGAAAACCAUCACAAAACAGAUGACCCUCUUGCUCAAGGAGUAUCUGUCCUCCCGCGACGUGGCCGAGGCGCAGCGCUGUCUGCGCGCCCUCGAGGUGCCCCACUACCAUCAUGAGCUCGUCUAUGAGGCCGUCGUGAUGACACUCGAAUCCUUAAGCCAGACCACCGAGGAAGCCAUGUGUGAGCUACUCAAGUCGCUCGAUCUAACGUGUCUGGUUCUACCAGCUGGCAUGGAGCAGGGCUUCAUGCGCGUCUUUGAUGACAUGGCGGAUAUUGUGCUGGACGUGCCAUUGGCGUAUAUAAUACUCGAUCGAUUUGUAGAACGAUGCAAUCGUGCCGGCUUCCUAACCGACAAGAUUAUCAACAAUGUGCCAUCGCGUGGACGCAAACGAUUUGUCUCUGAAGGCGACGGCGGACACGUUAAGCCGGCAACUUUGCCUAUGCACGACUAAAUAGCAAGGAUCGAAUGACUUCAAUUUGGGGCAGUGGGAGCCGCAGCCGAAGCAGCAUACAACAAUAACAAAAAAAUUAUGAAAGAAAAAAGAUCAAUAUCACAAAACAAAAUACCGUUAAACGCAAGCAACAACAACAGCAACAGCUUAACACACAAAACCGAAGAGAUGAAGAUAGAAUGAUAGCAGGAGGGAGAGGAGAGAGAGAGCGAAAGAGUAUACAAAGAAAAAGUUGUUUCUCUUGUUGUUGUUGCACAUGGAAUAAUAAAAUGAGAACAUAAAAUAAAAAUAAAACUAAAAAAGUAACUACAAAUAACAAUCAAUCGGAAAUUGAUCUCCGUUUAAACUAUAUGAGUAAUAUAUACAUAUGCAUGCAUACAUAUAUACACAUAUAUAUAUAUAUCUACCUAUAAACAAAAUUAUUUUAAAAAUAUUUGUAAAAUAACAAUGCAACAAAAAAGAAUAUGGAAACAACGACAACAACGGAAACAGCAAUAAACACUACAUACAAACACUUAACACACACUCACAGGCCUAUAGACAGACACCAAACUUUCGAAGAGCGAGUGCAGAAAAGCAAGAGAUAGAGAGAGAGAAAGAAAGAGUGCGCGCGAAAAAAGCUGAUGAGAGCAAUUUUCGUCGCUGCCGCAGCUGCAGGCUGCAGGCUGCAGCAGUAAAUGGAACUGCAAACUUAUUUACUUAUACGAAACUGUUAUACACACACAAAUACACAUGAACACAAUCACAAACUGAAACACAGACACAGAGACACCGUUAUUAUUACUAGACAUUUAACACACAACUAAAAUUUAUUAGAAUAUACAACUAAGUUUAAGAGAAAUCCAUGCAAGCAAACAAAAAUGAAAAGUUACAGAUUAUAUUACGAUAAUUGUGUUAUGUUUAAGUUUUCAUGCGACAGAAAAGAGAAGAAAGCAGCUAA